Messenger RNA from Neurospora tetrasperma FGSC 2508, 9030 nucleotides. RefSeq lists its product as uncharacterized. The coding region runs from base 1 to 9030 and encodes 3009 amino acids. Gene Ontology annotation, biological process: rRNA processing. Lineage: Eukaryota; Fungi; Ascomycota; Sordariomycetes; Sordariales; Sordariaceae. The transcript is spliced from 6 exons. Gene Ontology annotation, molecular function: heme binding. Gene Ontology annotation, cellular component: nucleus; preribosome, small subunit precursor; preribosome, large subunit precursor. The record is from RefSeq and is a predicted model, not a curated record.
AUGGGCCGCGCAUCAUACGCUUCCAUUGGCGAGAUCGGGCCGGAUACCGAGGACUCUCUCCCCGAAUAUCCACAUACUGAAGAGCUUCGGCGCUAUGGCGGCUGGAUGAACCCUUACUUUAUAAACUUUGGCCAGUCGGGUCUCGAGACCCAGUAUCCCUCCUUGCCCGCUUUGGGCAUGGACAUGAGCAAUGAAGAAGCUGCACGUCAAGAUCCUAUGCCCAUCCCGUCGCCGCCCCAGUUGGAUACCAUGUUUUUGGCCGAGCGCUUCCAGCAAGAGAUCAACGAUGGCUUCAAGGCCUGGCAACUCGCCUCUCUUCACCAGAGCCUCCCCCCCGUCAGCGAAGCCUCCAUCACUGUCAACCCCCAAAUGUGGCACCCAAUCUUCCAAAAGGACCGCUGGUUCGACCUCAAGUCCCCCGUCGACAUUACCGACACGUCUCUCACCGCUCCCCAUUGGUCCAUCGACAAUGCCGACGUCUUCGCCGAGCUGGGCAUCUGCGUAGAGAUGGCAAACAAAAUCUUUGCCGAGGCCCAGUGUACCAAGUGGCUACACGCCCUCUUGUUAAAAGACUGGGACCCCAUUACGGGAACCGAGUACCAAAGAUACAACAGACGGACGGGCGUCGAGGCCCAGCGCUUUCAAGCUCACGGUGACCCAGAUGCCCCCUUGACCCAGGCCGCACGGAUACGGCUUUACAACGAGACCACUGACCUCGCCGACCGCAUUGUUUGGUCCUUCUUUGACGGCGACGAUCCUAAUGCAUUUGGCUUCGCAAAUUCGAGGGCGGACAAGUUCACGUCCGCCUAUACAAUGCUUGCGAAGGACAAGAGGACAAACGAACAAUUUGUCGUCAUUCGCAUGAAUGCUCGGAUUUUGAGGACUUUGCUGCAAGACAACAACGGUACCAACAACCCGGCGGAAUGUCUUCGAUACGGCGAAAAACACAUUGCUCGUCUGCAGUUUGCCGUUACGAUGAUACACGAAUUGGCGCAUGCGCUUAACUUUGCCGCAUUGCUUAAAGAAGGUGACGCUCCUGAUACGUACGAACCAGUCUACAACAACGAGUGGGUGGCUGAGCUGGGCUAUUCAAUCGAGAAUAAUCUCUUUGGUGGUACAUUUCGCUACACCCCAGAAGGCACAGAAAAUGAUCUAGUUCCGUCUACACUGCCCGGUUUGCGGCAGUAUGGGCUGGCUCUAUACACAUUUGAAGACACCACUUGGAUAUAUAGCUCAAGUAACCAUACCAUCGACAACCAUAUUCACUGGCCCCCAGGUCAGCCCAUAUCCUUCGACAGGUAUCCCAUUCCCGCCUUCUUCGCAGCAUCCCUCCAACUCCAAGAUUUUUGGGACGUGUUGGUAGGAACCAAAGGCCGAAGCGCCCUACGGCCACCCCGCCCCUUUAGGACCCCCGUACUGGACCAGCAGGAGAUCACCCGCGUCUUCUCCGUGAUCCCGAACCCCAACAACCCCCAAAACUUUGACGCAUAUCCUGAAAUAGCCGCUAGAUACCAAGAUUGUGUCGACCACCUCCAACUCCGCAAGAAAGCAUGGAAACGCUGGCGCGGUAUUUCAGGACAAAAUGACCAUUUCGCCCAAGCCUAUGCCUACUGGCAACGCACCCCUUACUCCCUCGCGGGAUGCCGCAACUGCGUCGAAGUGUUCAGCGAUGCCGCCUCCUGUCACGACGAGAAGACUUGCACGGCCAUGAUCAACACGCUUCAGACGAGGAUCGAGGAAUGGGAGCAACGCGCCGGCCCGGCCAAGUCCCUGGGCUUCGUCUACCGCAUUCUGCUCCACCUCAUGAGAGCGGCUAUUCCCUGGCGAAGGAAAGCGGUCAGGUUCAAAAAAAAGCAAAAGAAUUUCCAGACUGAAGCGCCCAACCUUUGGCAUCCGAGCAUCAACGCUCUUGUCAAGGGAACGAGGUGGAGAUUUCCCGAUCGCCAUGUAUAUGGCGACGACGCGGGCAAGAGCUGGACCACGUUGAAUCUGUACGGCCAAAAAUACGCGUCUCACACUGCCUACGACGCCCGCGUCUAUGUCAUUUCCACAGCCCUUCGCGAUGGGCGCAGGUGCUGGACCAUCACCCCGACUCCCAUAGGGCUGCUGGAUGCCAUUAGGCAGUUGGCACAUGAGCUCCUUGCUGCACUCGACCACGAGGCGGAUCUCCGCGGCCUUGAAACUGAGGGCUGGCUGCCCUUCAACUUUACCUUUCCGGACUGGGUCAUGGGCUUGGAAAAGGGAGGCUCGAAUCAGGUCGGCGACGUGGUGGAAGUGUCGGAAGCGGAAGAGAAGCGGAGGAAUAGGAAUGCACAUCGUGCGUUCCUAGGGAGCGCGCCGUCGUCGCCUGUCAGUUCGUGGGCAUCUGAUGCCAGUGAUCGUGAUGAUGAUAUGAGUGAUAGUGAUCAUGACAGUGACUACGACAGUGACGACGACAGUGACGGCGACAGUGAUAAUGAUAGUGACAUUGAGAUGGGCGGUCAGGAACAGAAUCAGGGUCAGGGUAUUACCAGUCGUCUAAAGAUGGUUUUGGACAUUGGGAAACUGAGCGGUGUCUCGAAAGCCAUGAAGAGCCGGGGUCCCACCCGCGGUAUCUCCAAACCUCGUGGCCGUGGUUUCCGCGGUAGACGAGGCGGUGAUGGUGGUGGCCGAGGAGGCGGUAAUCCCGGUGCCGGUCUUAUCCGCCGUCGCGGUCCCCUCCGCGCAGGCAGAUCCCAAAAAGCCUGGCGAUCCGUAACCCACGAUGUCAAUGAUAGCGACGGGGAGGAGGAGGAGGAAGAAGAGGAUGACACUGAUCCUGAUGCUAUGGACAUAGAGUACGCAAGCCUCUCUUCGCUCUCUCCCCCACAGCAAAAUUCGCCUAUCCGAUCUAACCAGUCCCUCCCCGACAACCUCAACUUCUCCCAGCUGCAACUUAACAACCGCCACCGCUUCGUUCUGGACGAGUUUUACAAGUCUGGCCUUCUCACCAAAUCUGAAGCCUUUCAACUUUUGCUAGCCCACAUCAACUUCCACGACUCUGACGAAACCUGGGAGAAGUUGGGACAACUGUACUUCGAGUGGCCUGCCGAAGGCGGCACCAAAUGGUUCCAUACAUAUAAUGGUGACGAGGCUUUGGCAGACGUGAAGGAUGUGUGGAGGACAAAAAAGCAUUGGAGUAGGGGGGAGGUUGCUGAUCAUUGGCGACCUCUAAAAGAGACGACUGGGCCGAGGUGGGUGUUGGUGAGGUGGCGCGGGGAGGAACAUAUCUAUGAUCUUGGUGGUGGUGGCAUCCCAGAGGAACAAGAUGGCUUUUUGAAGGUUUUCGUCCGCAACAACAUUGCAACCUGCCAGGACUUGACCGUGUUCUGCCAUAAGUACAAGAAGAACCCCAUGGAUCUCAGGAACCUGCUGUGGCCGUGGCGGUGCGCAGUUCUCAAGGACUACAUUACGGAACCCCCGCCGAGACGGACACUGGAUGUUUUUACGGAAAGGGAGCUUGGACGGCAUAUUUUCAAGGAAGUAGGGAUGUAUAUUCGCAUCCGAAACAAUGUCUAUGAUAUUUCUGAGUAUGUGGAAGACCACCCCGGCGGCGCCAGACGCCUAGCCAUCAACGCCGCUCGCAAUGUCACGGACAUCUUCACCGAGAAGCAUGUCCUCGACCAGGAAACAUACUCUUGCAUCAUUCGCCCCUCUCAGGACACCGAAGAGGAGACCGUAAAGGACAGGUUAUCCAAAGUCCUGAAAAAGUUUGGACACCUCCGGAUCGGCUUCGUAAUCCCGGAAGUCCAGCCAGAUCAUCAGCUCGGCCCUAGGAGCCUGGUCCUUAACGGUUACAUUUACGAUCUUGGUUAUAUCGAGGAUCGCAACGGCCGACCUCCAUAUCGCUCAUGGCUUACCCCCUCAGCGCUCGGAACCCUCCGCCAACUCUACGGUCAAGAUAUCACGGAACUCUACAACAGCGAGACUAGGCGAGGUCAACAGCUGCGCGAGAUCUUUCGCGAAGUAUCCAAACUCAAAGCCGAUGUAAUCAAGGGGAAGAUCUACCGCCCUCCCACUCGGCAGAUUACUCUCCGCGAGCUGAAACACCACGGCAUCAAAACCCUCGCCACAAGGACCCAGCGCAAGCGCAGAGCCGCUCAAUGGGCGAAGCUGGUCUACGCCGGUGGCCGAACCCUAGCCCAAUGGGCCCACAACAGCAUCGUCAAUAACGAGCCCGCCCUAUGGGUAAACGUCGGUGGCAUAGGUGGACUUGUCUACGACGUCAGCGAGAUGGCGCGGUACGCUAAGCCUCGUAUAGCGCGCCUUGCAAGGUCCGUUUCGGGCACGAUGAUCCCUUCUGCGUUUGCCAACGAGGAAGAAGAAAGUCAAGCACCAAGAGAGGAAGAUGGCGCGGACGCGAUUCGGGAGUAUAACGCGAAGUUGAUAGCCACGAUGCUGACGGUGGUCUUUGCCGCGAGGGCGGUAGGUGUUUUGGUGGAGGAUCCGCCGGGUAUGAGCAUGAAGGAGCAAGAGGGGGUGGCGGAAAGUGCUGGGGAGAGUGAGGACACGGAUUGGGAAGAGACCUGGGCAUAUGCAGGUGAUGGUAAGGCAUAUGGUGAUGUCGCUGGUGAAGGAGGGGAUGGAGAGCAAGAAGACAACUGGGAUACCCCAAUCGACCCAGACCUGCUUUCCAGCCGGGAUCGUGCCAAACUCGCCCGGCGACAGAACGUCACGCCUAGUCCACCUCGUUCUCAAUCAACCCCAGGCUCCCGGCCGUCUGCCAGUGUUCCCACCCCGGGAUCAGUACUGGUAGCCCCUACCGUAGACAAUAGCGCCGCCCUCUUCCGACCUGGAGGACGUCGACUCCCUCCUCAAAGCCAGACCCAGAACAAUAACCUCGCUCGCCGUCUCGACUUCGAAGCGGCACCAGCCCCGAGACCAACCAACACCCCCCAAAUACAUCGCAAGAGACCAAGAAGUGAGCUAUCGGAAAUCAUCGAUGGUAUGAAGAUCAACUUCAACUUCCAGAGCAAGUCAACGGAUACUAGUAGCUCCUCCAAUGAUGACAACGACGCACCCCCUUCCCCCACGGCUGGGAAAAAGGGCAGACCAAGAGUAGUCAGACCAAAAAAAAGGAAGCGACCACUGAAACGGUCAGCAGACAAAUCUUCGUCACAACCGCAGGCCAAACGGCCUCGAUUAACGGGACAAGCUGCUGAAGAUGAUGCCGCGGCUAAGAAGGACCACGUAAAAGGGAAGAAAAAGACCAAGACGGCGGGAGCGGCUGCAAAAGCAAAGGCGGAUGCAAGGGAGAAGAAACCCGUAAAGAGGGGCCCUGGUGGUAAGAGUCAGGCGCCGGCGUCGGUGCCGCUGCCGAGGGGGAGUACGCCUGUUCGUCCUGGUGCGGGUGCUGGUGCUGUGCCGAGUAAGCAUGUGACGCCUGGACUUAUUGGGGAAAGAAGGUCUAUGGCCACUGUCCUUGAAGGAAAUGAAAAUGAGAGUGAUGUCGGAGAACGUAGAGGUCAGAAGCGAGACAGGAGUGAUUCGCUUGAAAACUCGCAACAAUGGCUAAAGGAGAAGAGAAAUCAAGGCAAGAGGGCAAGACAAUUGUCCCCUGACGAGCCGGAGCAAGAACAAGGAGGUAACAAUGAGGAUGCUGGCGACGGACAGAGAGAUCGUCAACGCCCGGCAACUUCCCAGCCUCAAGGCCGGCGAGAGGCUGGAAGAGGUCAAGGUCAGUCCCAGCGUCAACCGCCAUCGGGACGAGCACAAGCUGCUGCACUUGGAGGCGAUCCGCCAAGCCAGCCAUCUUCAGAGGGCUCAGAGGGCAGAAGGCCAGGUCGAAGGGUGGGAAGCAGCCCCCACCGACCCAGUUCCAUCUCAAGUCGCGAGUCGACUUCCAGUGACGACGACGGGAGGAGUCCACCCCGUCAACCCGCCGGCCGGAGACCAGAACGUGGACCCUCUGCCCCUCUCCAUUCACCAGGUGCAGCACGCACAGAUAUAAUAAGAAGUCCAGGCCGAUCAAUUGGUGGCCGAUUCCCACCUCAACCUCAAACGGACGAUGGUGAAGUCGAGAACGUCGUCGAAGAAGAAGACGACGACGAUCUUUUUGGCCACGAAGACAAUCUUUUUAGCAUUCCACACGAAGAUAUAGACAUGGACCACGAUGCCCAGAAAGAACUUGAAGCCGCCGCCGCCGCCGCCCAAGAUGAACCCAACCCCGAACAAGAAGUUCCACAACCAGGUGUCCCUUCCCCCGUCAGACCCCGACAACCCAGAAUCAAACAUGUCAACCGUACACCUCCAGUGAGAGAACAGCCCGUUCAAAAUCGCCCUAUUCCAGGCCGUGGCAAGUUCGUUCCGGGUCAGGGACCCAGUCCGGGCCCGAUCAGACGGUAUGAACCGGGGUCGGACGAUAGGGAUCAGUUCACUGGUUAUAGGGAGAGAGAAGAGGAUAGGUCUAGCGCUGAGGGGACGGAUAAAGAUGACAAUGAGGAUCAUAAUACUGAGGACGAGGAUGAUGGCGAGUAUGAAGAUGAGGAUGGUGCUGGGCGUGGACAUUCUGGUGGCUCUCGCAGAUCGAGGGGUUCUCGUGGCUCUCGUGGAUCCGGCGCCAAUAGAUGGUCCGAGUAUUCGGGCGACAACAUGUUCCUCUCUCCUAUCCGAAACAGACAUAGGGAUGUCGAGAGGGACGCUACGCCUGAACAAGAAGACAACGACGAAGAUGUCGCCAUGGGCGGCGUUGACGACGUCGACAACAGAGAAGAGCAGCUUCCCAAAACUCCACCUCCGGUCGACAACCGCGAUCCCCGCCAUCCGGACUACCUCACUCCCCACCUUCGCCCCGAGUAUACUCCGCGCCAGCGCGUCUACCUGCUGGAGCUCCAUAAUAACCGCGUUAACUACUCUCCCACCUCUCGACAGCAAUUUGACAGGCAAGCCCGAUACGAGUACACCGUCAAUCGACCAGCGCUCCCAGGUAGACGUCCCCGUGCCCCCUUCAGGACACCCGCCAGGUUUCUAGUUAAGGGGACACCCCGUCCCAUCCUCAACAACGAACAGCUAGAGCAACAAAUGCGUGAGGCAAUUGAUCAAGCAGUCACGGGGUUCAGGGAAAUGAGAGAGAGGGUCCUGGCACACCUAGAGGACCGAGAGCCCGUCCUUAACCGACCCCCGCCAGACCAUACGGGAGGGAAGUUCAUCCCUGAGCAUGGGUAUCAUGGACAUCCACCUCUUCCAAGGCCACCGCAAAUGGAGGACAGGGGCGAAGACGAAGAAGAAGAAGACCUGGAAGAAGAUCCGGAAAGUUUUGCCGAGGGCGAGGCGAGGGUCCGAAGGGAGGCGUUGGAGCGGUUUAUCAGGAGUUAUAGGGAGAGGUUUAGGGAUACCUUGGACCCGAGAGAUGUGGAGAGGAGAGAGAGAAUGAUGAGGGCCUGGGCAGAGGGAAGGCAGUAUAUUAUUGAGGUCGAGGAACCGGACGAGGAGUCGCCGGAGGAUAAGAAGGGGAAGAAGAAGGGGAGGAAGGGAGCUACUGCCUCUAGAGGAGGUAGAGGUGCUGGUGCUGGUGCGGCUUCCAGCGCUGCUCCUGAGGAUCCUUUCGCUCCUGCUCCUGCCCCUGCUCCUGCCCCGGCCCCAUCCCGUACUACCCGGGCCCGGGCCUCUGCUGCCCCGGUUCCUGCUGCGCCCAUUACGCGGAGCACUCGCAAUAGGCCUGCUGCACAUGACUCUGACGAAGAAGCUCAACUGGUGGCUCAACUGCAAGAGGAAAAAGCCCGACGAGAGGCGGAAAGACAGCAAGCUGCUGAACAAGCUGCGGAGCGGAGGACCGCGAGGGCAGGUGGAAGUGGUACUGCAGCACAACCUCAACCCGAGUCUCGACCAGCUCCGGCUCCGAGACCGGCUCCAAGACCGGCACCACAACCCCGAGUUCCAGCUUCAGCUCUGCAAUCAUCCCGCCCAGCUGCUCCCGCCAAACAGGCACCUCGCCCAUCUGCACCUUCUACACAAGCAGCCCGACCAGCCUCAACUCGUCCAGCAGGUGCCCCGAGCCAACAACCAUCCCGCCCAUCGGCACCGGUCAACCAAGCACCUCGCCCAUCGGCACCUUCUACACAACAAUCUCGCCCAUCUGGUGCAAACCCCGGCCAACCCCGUCCCUUAGGAAACCAACCUCGUCCUACAGGAAACCAACCUCGUCCUUCUGGAAGCCAACCUCGUCCCUCGGGAAGUCAACCUCGUCCACCCCCUCCCCCUCCCGCCCCGCUCCCCCGUCAACGUCGCCGCGGUGACGCCGAUCCCGAUGUCUAUCAACCGCUCCCCAUUCCACCCAACGAGACUGCCACACAACGCGCCGCUCGCAUCAAGCGUGAAAAGGAGGAAAGGAAGAAACAUCGCGACAGGAAGUAUCAAGCGGAGAGGAGAGCAAGGGCACGCGAGGCAGAGGAUGCUAUUGCCGCAGCAAAGAAAGGGAAGAAAAAGAAGCAGAACGAGGAGGACGACUACGAGGAUGAAGAUGAGGAAGAUGAGGAAGACGAAGAAGAAAUGACAGAAGAGCAGAAGAAGAGAAGAGAGGAGCUCAGAAAGUUAAAUGCCAAGAGGCUGAAAGAUAAGUUGUAUAGAAGGCAGAAGAGGGCGAGAGAGAGGGAGGAGGCGAGGAGGGCUGAGGAGGAGGAGGAGGAUGAUAGUGAUGAUGAUGAGGAAAGUGAUAAGGGGAAGAAAAAGAAGAAGGGGAAGGCGGUGGAUAAGGGCAAGGGCAAAGCUCUCGACAAGGGUAAAGGCAAAGCCACGAAGGCCACGAAAAAGGGCAAGAAAAAUGAUGACUCGUCUGAUGAAGAUGAGGACUCGGACAAUAGCAACGAAUCCUACGGCGACGAAGCCUUCAACAACUACCGCGGUCGCGCAGGGGAGAGUAGCGCGGUGGGAGGUCGAAGAGAAGCCAGGGCUACGAGGGGAGCUAGUAGAGUUGUGCAUGAAGAGGAGGAGGACGAGGAUGAGGAGGAUGACGACUCGAGCGAUUUGGAUUCUGAGGAGCAGGAUCCGUCGAGUGAUGAUGAUUGGGAGGCGUAG